CAACUCACAUUCCGGAUAAGCUUUUACUCAAUUUUAUAUUUCUUGACAAAACGCCUAUAAUUAAAGCACACAAAAAUCUCCAUUGAUAUUCCAAAGUCCUCAUUUUGCAUCCCCUUUUAACCAGUAAAUGAAGCAUUUUACAUGCUUUACUCAGUCAGUCAACCUUAAAACUAUGAUAACCCAUUAACACCUACCUUUCAAACAAGAUAAAAAAUCUAAACCCCAUUUCAAAAAUUUCUAGUAUGUCUGUUUUAGCUCCAAAUUCUCAAAUAUUUUACCGAUUUUCACACCCAAAAGAUCAAUUUCCACAAAAAUGGAGUAAUGGGUGGUGUUUAUUUCUUGUAAAAAAUUCUGGGUUUGGAUUAAAAGACCAAAAAAACGGCAUAGAUGGUAGAAAUUUGAAGAAAAGAGAGAUUAUGGCGCAUGCUGCUUGGCCAGAUUUGUCGAGACCUACUACUGUUGAAAUGGAAUCCAUCAAAGAUUGUGAUCAGCUUGACCAGAUUUUACAGCAAGCUAAGGAUAAUUCUCAACCCGUUAUCAUUGAUUGGAUGGCUAAUUGGUGCAGGAAAUGCAUUUAUCUCAAGCCUAAACUGGAAAAAAUGGCUGCUGAAUAUGAUACCAAGGUCAAAUUUUACUACGUGGAUGUGAACAAUGUGCCUCAAGCUCUUGUCAAGCGCGGAAAUAUUUCAAAAAUGCCCACGAUCCAGCUAUGGCUAGACGGAGAAAUGAAAGCGGAAGUAAUUGGUGGCCAUAAAGCUUGGUUAGUUUUGGAAGAGGUGAAGGACAUGAUCCAGCAGUUCAUAUAAAUCUGCAGACCUCUAUCUUAAUUACCACAAUUUUUUUUUUUUUCAGUUUCUUCAACCUCUAUAAAUCUUCAGUUUUGUUGGUAUAUCACUAUAUUGUAUAGAGUCAGUUGAAAGACUACAUUUCUUUCCUUGUAAAUCAAAAAACAACCAGCGUUAUCUUUCUGAUUUGCUAACUGUGUACUACUUUUUCAGUUAUGCCCAAAUUAAGUUCUUAUAGUUUA
Chenopodium quinoa (quinoa) is the source of this 1027-nucleotide messenger RNA. RefSeq names its product thioredoxin-like 3-1, chloroplastic. The transcript has 5 exons. Bases 243 to 806 code for a protein of 187 amino acids. The record is from RefSeq and is a predicted model, not a curated record. Gene Ontology annotation, cellular component: chloroplast stroma. Lineage: Eukaryota; Viridiplantae; Streptophyta; Magnoliopsida; Caryophyllales; Amaranthaceae.